AUGAUUCGAAUAAACUAUUUUCUGUAUCAAUUAUUAUGCAUUGCGUUUGCGGCGGCGGCUUCAGACUAUAAUAUAUCUACGAUAUACACGAGCGAUAACCCGGAUGAGCCCGCCAUAUUCAACCACGGCGAGAGCCCCGAAUGGGACGCGGACAGCCAAUCCUUGCUCUUUGUGGACGUACACAAACAAAAUGUACAUCGUUUGGACUACGCUUCAGGAAAUUUAAGCACAAAGCACAUAGAUUACGGUCAAGUGAACGUCGUAGCGCGUGUGUCUGGUUCGAGUCGACUAUUGGUCACUGUGCGCUCUGCUGUGUAUUUGCUUGACUGGGAUGUAAGUGGAGACUCAGCCUUGCGACUGCUAGCUACAGUAGACGAAGGAUUACCAAGCAAUGUUAUAAAUGAAGGAAAACCGGAUCCUUCAGGAAGAUUUUGGGCAGGUACAAAGGGACCACAAGAAGGAGAUGAUGUGAAGGCGGAUAAGGCUACGCUGUACAGUUUUGAUAUAAACCAAGACGGAUUAGUAGAGCCACGUGUUCAACUGCGACCCGUGACCAUUUCAAACGGUCUUACGUGGUCUCUUAACGGCACUGUUAUGUACUACAUUGAUUCGGCUACAAAGAAGGUUGAGGCAUUCGAUUUCGAUGCUGAUAUAGGGGCAAUUAGCGGCAGACGUACGAUUUUCGACAUUUCCGAACUCGAUCUCGGUGAUGCUAUACCAGAUGGUAUGACAAUCGACAGUGAUGGCCAAUUGUGGGUAGCUCUUAUGUUCGGUGGCACGGUGUUGCACAUAGACCCCGACACAAAACAAUUGGUGUACAGUUACACUUUGCCAGUAUCCCGUAUCACAUCCGUGUGCUGGGGCGGACCCAACCUCGACACGCUGUUCGUGACCACUUCGCAGCGCGGCGCCAACGAAACACUCGCGGGCGCCAUCUUUACCAUAACCAACACAGGCAGUAAGGGUGUUGCCCCUUAUGAAUUCGUUUUCAAUAAUGCCGAUUCUUAUUGAAGACCGCCUUAUUGAACUGGAUAGAUUUGAUAAUUGUGGACGAAACGGACAUGUA
Messenger RNA from Zerene cesonia (dogface butterfly), 1066 nucleotides. RefSeq names its product regucalcin-like. The record is from RefSeq and is a predicted model, not a curated record. The coding region runs from base 1 to 1011 and encodes 336 amino acids. Gene Ontology annotation, biological process: L-ascorbic acid biosynthetic process. The transcript is spliced from 6 exons. NCBI's taxonomy places the organism in Eukaryota, Metazoa, Arthropoda, Insecta, Lepidoptera, Pieridae. Gene Ontology annotation, molecular function: gluconolactonase activity; calcium ion binding.